UCUAAGAUCGUGCGGUUGUGGUUGCUACAGCAGUGCGAGUAGCGUAUGUGAACUAAUCGGCGUGUGAAAAAAUACACGUAUAAAAAGAAACAACAACAAAAUAAAUAAAAAUAAAACGCAUACUAGUUGCUACAAUCUUGUCUUAUCAUCAUCAACUUCAUUAGCAUACAGAACGAGAUUUUGUUUUUAUUUAAUACAAAUUGUAUUAAUCUAAUAUUAUUUUUUAAUUUUUGAAAAGAUUUCUCAUAUUUUCCACUCAUAAAUACCGGGAAUUAGAAUAAAAAAUUUAUUUUAAUCUAUACAAAUCUAUAAAUUGAGUUGAAAGCAGUUAAAUUUCAAUCACUGUGUUUUUGUUUGUGUGGUGUGAAAAUACUUCUAGACAUACAUACAAAUCAAAUCAACUCAAAUCAAUUAAUUGAGCUAUAAACAAAAAAUAACAACAACAAUUACAAUGUUAAUUUAUAACAAAGUUUUAGCCUCAGUAUGCCUACUACUACAACUGCUCUCACACAUAAAUGCCCAAGGUCCUCCGGUAUUUGCAACUCUAUCUACAACUGCUGGUAAUACAGCUAAAAUUAACUCAAACCGAAUGGCACUGCAGGACUCUCUACAAAUAUCACAAGGAGCUGAGAAAUUUUCACUUGAAUUCCUAAAACAAAUAUCUGAUGCACAUACCUCGGUGCCCAAUCGCAGUUAUAUGGUUUCACCCUUUGCAGUGUGGUCACUCUUGCUACUACUAACCGAAGGUGCUGGCGGCAAAACUUUAACAGAACUGCGUAAUACUCUGCAUACAGGCAAUGAUCAAAAUGCUGUUAGGGCGGCAUAUCAUCUAAUAUCACGUUAUUUAACUGUUAAUACCACCACCAUUGAAGUGGCCUCCUUUAAUGCCCUAUUCACGAACAUCAAUAAACCAGUUAGUCGUGAUUAUGAGGACAUUAUUGAACGUGAUUAUGCUUCAGCUUUAAUACCUGUUGAUUUCGAUGAUGUUAACAAUACAUUUACCAAGAUUAAUCGUGAUAUUAGAGAGGCUACCAGAGGUCUGAUACCAUAUACGGUUACACCACAAGAUUUUCAAGAUGCUAAUAUUUUAAUGGUCUCAUCGCUGUAUUUUAAGGGAAAAUGGAAGUAUCCCUUCGAAUCCUCGAAAACACGUCCUUUACCUUUUCACGAUGAAGAUGGCAAACUUUUGGGUGACGUACAAAUGAUGACACAAAUGGGUCUCUUCACCUAUGUCAACGUCAAAGAGCUGGAUGCUCAUGUUCUCGAACUACCUUAUGGCAAAGAAAAUCGCUUGUCCAUGUUAAUUAUUCUACCAAAAAGGGGUGUCAAGCUGAACAGGGUUAUCAAUAAUUUAGCAAAUGUUGGUAUCAAACAAAUUCACCAACAACUCCAGGUUGCUGCACAAUACUAUGACAAUGAUGAUGACAAACCUGAGGUGGAAGUAUUUAUACCUAAAUUUACAACGGAAUCUCAUUUCACAUUGAGUCCUAUUUUAAGAAAUAUGGGCAUUCAAGACUUAUUUGAUUCGUCUAGAGCAAAUUUGGAUAAGAUAGCCAGAGAUAAUUAUGUUUCGAGUAUUUUCCAUGCCACACGCAUCAUUGUGAAUGAGGAGGGCACAGAAGCUGGUGCUGUUACAACAGCCGUUUUAACUAAUAAGGCAUCACCUACACGUUUCUAUGUUGAUCGUCCAUUUGCCUAUUUGAUUGUGGAGAAGACUGCAAAUGUUUUGUUAUUCGCCGGCGAAGUCAAAUCUAAUGUUUAAAUAAUUAAAAUUUAAUAUUUACAUAAAACCCUAAGUCGAUUAAAUGAAUUACGAAAAGAUAAGAUUA
Messenger RNA from Calliphora vicina (urban bluebottle blowfly), 1829 nucleotides. Its product is annotated as serine protease inhibitor 77Ba-like. The transcript is spliced from 6 exons. Gene Ontology annotation, molecular function: serine-type endopeptidase inhibitor activity. Bases 452 to 1762 code for a protein of 436 amino acids. Lineage: Eukaryota; Metazoa; Arthropoda; Insecta; Diptera; Calliphoridae. The record is from RefSeq and is a predicted model, not a curated record.